AUGAGUCCAAACGCCACAGACUCGAGUACCAUACUCAGGGAGGAGAGAAAAAUGCCCAACGGUUGUGCAAAUGGAUGGUCGAGCAUGUCGGAUUCGGCCGAGAAGCAGUGUUGGAAAGGUCAAGCGUUUCUCAAAAUCAACGAAAUCGUCGGCAUGGUCAAGUACUACGGUUUGCGGGCGUACAUAGUAUUUUGGCACGAGCUGUCGAUGAACCCUAGGGUGAGGAGCAGUCCGUUCAGCCCGCCGCCCGCCGACGAAUUGGUCUUGUCGGCUGACGAAGUAUUCUCUACGAGGCGCCGACGUUUAUUCUUCACAAGCAUCCACUUGCUGGCCCUGGCCGGUCUCUACUUCUGCGUCACGGGCCAGGUGAAGCUGUACACCGUACUGUUCGCGCUCGCGGUCGGCAUCAUGUCGUCGAUCGGCGUGACGGCCGGCUCGCACAGGCUGUGGUCGCACCACGCGUACAAGGCCAAGCUGCCACUGCGCAUCAUCCUGGCUCUGUUCCAGACGGUGGGUGUCCAGUACAGCAUUUACAACUGGGUGCGCGACCACCGGCUGCACCACAAGUACACGGACACGGACGCGGACCCGCACAACUCGAACCGCGGGUUCUUCUACUCGCACGUCGGCUGGGCGCUCAUGUUGCCGCACCCGGCGUUCGAGUCCAAGGUGUCGUCGGUGGACAUGACCGACAUGGAGUCGGACUGGGUGGUCAUGUGGCAGUACAAGCUGUACGCGCCGCUGGCCGCCGUCCUGUCGUACGCGCUGCCCACCUUCGUGCCGUGGUGGCUGUGGGGCGAGGACCUACUGGUCGCUCACCUGGUGGCCGCCCAGCUCCGGCAAGUGCUCACUCUGCACUCCACGUUCCUCAUCAACAGCGCCGCUCACAUGUGGGGACUCAAGCCGUACGACAAGAACAUCAACCCCACCGAGAACAUGUUCGUCUCGGUGGCCACUUGCGGCGACGGCUGGCACAACUAUCACCACACGUUCCCCUGGGACUACAAGAACGCCGAGCUGCUCGACUACAAGCUGAACCUAUCCACGCUGUUCAUCGACGCGUUCUCGCUGAUCGGUUGGGCGUACGACCUGAAGACCGUGCCCGCCGAACUGGUGAACAAGCGGGCCCUGCGCACCGGCGACGGUACGCGCAAGCAGCCGGCCACCGACUCGGCGACGGGCAACGGCGACGACGUACCGACGGCGCCGGCGGCGUGCACGAACGUGUACGGCUGGUCCGACACCGAUAUGCCAGACGAGGACCGCCGAAUGGCUCAAAUAUACAAGAAAAGCGAUUAG
Messenger RNA from Macrosiphum euphorbiae (potato aphid), 1299 nucleotides. The record is from the annotation of a GenBank genome assembly. NCBI's taxonomy places the organism in Eukaryota, Metazoa, Arthropoda, Insecta, Hemiptera, Aphididae.